AUUUGGGACCUCGACAACUACUGUCUGCGCCAAGUCCUGGAUGCCCAAGCCUCCGACCGCUUCUACGACGAGGACGGCGUGUUUGUUGGUGCCUCAGGCGGGGUCAGGCGAGUCGGUGGCAUAACCGUCAUCGAGGUGUCAUCAGAAAACGCGCACGUGUUCUUUUUCGGCACAAACGGUGGCUACGUGGGCUACGCAACGUGGGACCCCUCGUGCGGGGCCAGCGGUCAGCCGCAGCGCGAUUGGUGCAUCCGUGGGGUGUGGGCAGCGCACCCCGCGGGCCAUGGCGUCAGCUGUCUGGUGUCGCGUCGCUCCCACCCCAGCCUCCAGCGUUUCCCACCUCUCGCCUCCUUGAAACCGUUCCUGCGGCAACCCACCAACGAGGACCUCGCGGUGAUUAGUGGCGCCGAGGACGGCUCCUUGGCACUCGUUCAAACCCGCCAUCUACAGUUUCAGCGCUUCGUCUGGAACGCCAGCCCGGUUCUCUGUGUCGACUUCUUCCAGUCCACAAUUGUUGUCAGUCAGGAGUCAGGUCAAGUGCGGAUGCUGAGGGUGGGUCCGAUCUUCCAGACUGUGGACCAACAGCGUCACCAGAACCUUCGUGUUGAAGCGGUGGAAUUGUGUGUGACUGGCGGCGGCGGCUGGGGACCUCCUGCUUCCAGCAGGAGGGCCGGACCCACCUGGGUCAGGCUCUUCAAGCUCUCUGCCCCAUCCACGGUGUUUCGGCUGGUGACCUACUGCUCCGGUGGAGAUGUCGCCCUCUGGACCAUCCGUGGAAGCACGUGCCUUCUGAUUCGCCGAUUCCCCGCUAACACGCCGGAAUUUGCACUUCCAGCGCCAAUCAUCGAUGUGAAUGAUCGUGUGGUUUUCGGUGACCAAGGCUACUUGCGUCUGGUGAACCCGCGGACGGCCAAGUACGAGCGCUCACUGCACCUCCUGCCCCCAGCAGCCUCCACCACCGCUGGUGCGGUUCCCCAUCGACGUCGACGGUGGGAGAAGGGUCUGGGUCCAGUGGGACUGUCAGGCAGCGACUCCCGACGCCACUUCAUCGUCGGCCUCGCGGACAGUGCUCGGACCCUCUUCGUAGUGCCUAAGUCCAUCCUGCACAACUGA
Molecule: messenger RNA, 1113 nt
Organism: Mesocestoides corti
Lineage: Eukaryota; Metazoa; Platyhelminthes; Cestoda; Cyclophyllidea; Mesocestoididae
Source: the annotation of a GenBank genome assembly